Toxoplasma gondii ME49 is the source of this 3827-nucleotide messenger RNA. Its product is annotated as eukaryotic translation initiation factor, putative. Lineage: Eukaryota; Apicomplexa; Conoidasida; Eucoccidiorida; Sarcocystidae. Gene Ontology annotation, molecular function: translation initiation factor binding; translation initiation factor activity; RNA binding. The coding region runs from base 544 to 2814 and encodes 756 amino acids. The record is from RefSeq and is a predicted model, not a curated record. The transcript has 18 exons. Gene Ontology annotation, biological process: translational initiation. Gene Ontology annotation, cellular component: eukaryotic translation initiation factor 3 complex.
GCGAGAGUUCUGAGGGGAAAGCGCUGCAGGGUUUUUUGGCGUGUUUGCUGGCUGGAAAUCGCGCGCGACGGGACCGAGGACUUUCGAGGUCUUUUCUUUUUCUCAAUCUGGCAUCGCCAGAAGGUGUCAGUCUUGCGGCGGAAAUUUUCACCGGGGCAGCCCCGACUUUCCCGCCUCGCCACUGAGAGAUUUAUGGUACUUUGAAUCGUUUUUCAGCCCCCACGACGCGUUGCCGUUCUCCGCCUGUCUCUCUUAUCCGUCACCGGUUCCAUUUCGUCCUUCGUUUCCGUAGCCCACUCCCGGUUUUUCCCUCUGUCUCUCGAAGCCUCUGUCUGGUCCCCAGUCGCAAAGCUUGUGGGGGGUCACUUUUUCUUCACAUUUUUCUCCCUUACGCAGUCACGGAGUUCCCCUAACCGGCUCCUCAGUCCUUCUCGUCGUUUUCUCUUCCCCGGCCUUUUCCCCUUUAACCAGGGUGUCUAUCGCGGCUUUUCGGCGCCCGUCACGUCCCCCCUGAUCUCCGCUUCUGCUCGCGCCUACCGCAAGAUGGUUCGGAUCGAUAAGGACGACCUCCCAGCGGAGGAACAAGACCUCCUGGAGUUUCUGUCUGAAGACAGCGACGAAGGCGAAGAUGAUGAUUCUGAACAAGGAGAGGAGAAGCUGAAGGAGAAGCUUUCUCAGAUGGAGCCUCUUCUUCAGAUGGACUACUCCUUUCCGUCCACUAUCGUUCUUGUUGGUGUUCCCAAGGUCGGCAAAGACAAGCACGAGAAACUGCGUCUUGUCUUAGACAAGAAGAUGGGAGAGGAGUUGUUGAAGAAGGGCGCUGAGAGUGUAAACGAGGGCCUCACCAUUUCGAUGCCUGUCAACGAAGAAACCGGAAUGACAAAGGGCUUCUGCUUUGUCACGUUCAGCAACCAGUUUAACGCACAGCAUGCAGCGCACCACCUCAAUGGCUGGGCGCUGGAUGCGAAACACACUUUCCGGGCUGCUUUGUUGGACGACUUCGACGAGAUCGUUGGACGCGGCGCGAAUUACCGCCCGCCCAUCAAACUCCUCGGAUUCACCCGCGAGAACUUCCGCUGGUGGCUAUUGGAUGCCCGUGGCCGCGAGCAAUUCGUCAUUCGCUACGCUGGCGAGACGGAGAUUUACUGGCAUGACCCAAUUGAGAGAGACUGCAGCGUUCUGGUCUAUAACGGGCAUCGAGAGCGCGCUGACGGCAAGCGUGUGUGGACAGACUUCCGCGUCCAGUGGUCUCCUCAAGGUUCUUUCCUUGCGACGUUCCACAGGCCUGGUAUCGCGCUCUGGGCGGGUGACCAGUUUGAGAAGAAAGUUCGUUUUGAGCACAAAGACGUCAAACAGAUCGACUUUUCGCCCAAUGAGACGUACGUGAUCACUUGGGAUGGAAGCCCUGCCCAGCUGCGCAACGAGAAGGCGGUUCGCAUCUGGAAGGUCAUGACUGGCGAGCUUCUGCGGCAGUUCCCCACACCUGCUUACUCUCCUCGUGGAGGCGAAUAUCCGCAUUUUCUUUUCUCUCAUGACGACCGCUACGUUGCGCGCAUGGGCGAGAAGGAGCUCUGUGUCUACCAGAUGGAGUGCGACGACGAGCCAGAAGCUGAAGGCGAAAAGAGCGAUGAAAAAGGGAGAAAGGAUCGCUGCGCCGUUCGUCUUCUGCGUGACCCGCGCGACGGAAAGCUGUCGUCUCUGAAGUAUCCUCUUGAAAAGUUCGAGUGGUCGCCGACAGAAAACAUCAUUUCUGUCUGGAUCAAGGGAUCUGAAGAUGCUCCCGGUCGGCUGCUUUUGGUUGAAAUUCCGAGUCGUCGCGAACUGAGCAGCAAGAACGUGUACAACGUCAAGGGUGCGUCGAUGCACUGGCAGUCCAAGGGAGACUUCCUCUGCCUUCGUACGGUCGCGUUCAAGAAAACCGGAAAGAAGGGGAAGAAAGAGUUUACUCAGCUCGAAAUCUUCCGUAUGAGAGAGAAGGACAUCCCGGUCGACAACGUGCAACUCAACGAUGUGGCUGUGCAGCUGCACUGGGAAGAAGGAUACAGCAAGAGAUUCGCUCUUGUUGUCCACGAUGAGCAGACGAGCAACCAGGCUCUUCGAUUCUACCGCGUGUGCGAUGCCAGCGAAGACGGCAAGCGCGACACGAUUUUGAUUUACUCCUUCGACAUCAGUGGAUACAUGAACUACAUGCAGUGGUCGCCGUUUGGUUCGUACUUCAUCCUUGCUUCUCUCGGUCUCGACGGAACUCUCCUUUUUUGCUGCCUGAACGAUCAAGACACUGUCCAGGUGCUCCACAUGGAUGAACACUUCAUGGUCAACGAAGUCAGGUGGUCUGCAUGCGGUCGAUACCUCAGCACGGCGGUCGUGCUCCCGAUGCUUCCGAGCAGCAACACCGCCUCCUUCCGUCUGGGUUCCAACACAGGUUACAAGAUCUGGACGUUCCAAGGCAAACUGCAGUACAAGUGCCAAAAGGAUCAGUUCUACCAGUUCCUGUGGCGACCACAUCCGCCGUCGCUUUUGAAGAAAGAGAAGAUCGAGGAAAUCAAGAAGAAAAUGAAGGAUUACAGCAAACGGUACGAGGCAGAGGACGAGAAACUGCGACUGGAGCAGCGAUCCGCCUUCAUCCGUCAAAGAAAGGAGGAAAUGGACGAAUUUACCAAAGUCCUCGACGGACUCAACCAGUGGAAGGUCGACCAUGAGCUUUACGACGACUGGCAGCUGGCUUAUGAAACAUUCGACGCCCAGUUUGACUGGGAGGAUAAAGAAGAAGUUAUCGAAGACGAACUCGAAGUCAAGGAGGAGAUCAUUACAUAAACUUCGAAACUGGGAGUGGGAGACGAUUCGUGCUUUUUCGUCCUGUCACCUUGCUCUCUACUGGUCGCUUCUUGUCGUUGUCGCUCUCUGUGAAAACUUGUUCUUGUGACACACAUUCUACCCUAUGACCCCAAAAUAGCAGUCAUUUCCUCAGAAUGUGUCAAAACCCGGUCGGGUACUGGUGCUCUCCUAAAUCAAAACCGAGGACGAUUAUAUUGUUCCAUCUCCUCGCCUCCGGGCCCCAUCAGUCUGCUCUUUCUUUCAUGAAAAGCACCUCGGCUGGUGCGUAACACUUCACUGAAAUAACGGAGAAACACGCUGCAACUGUCAUCUUGUCUAGAUGAACAUGAACGUAGCACCGAUCCCUUGGCACGAUGAAGACUCUUCACAUCUCGGCUUUCGGAGCUUUCUAAAGAUUCACCAGACGAUGCGAACGCUGCCCAACAGCCCAGACACACGGUCACUUCCUUGCUGGAUGCCGGAAACACCUGGAGUAUUUGCAGCCGGAUACACGAAUGCUCGCACCAGAAUGAAGCACAAGAGAGUAGAAGAUGUUCAGUGGCUUUAUGCAUAUUCAGGCUUGAUGGUAAGUGUAAUCAGCGUCGGUUUCACGAUGAACAAAAGAGGAGCCCCGCGCUACGGUAGGCGAUGCAGAAGUUGUGUUUCGGCAGAUGGAAGCAAUUCCUCUCUCGCCUUUGGACUGAUGUGAAGUGCGUGCGGAACCGAUGUUUGUACCAAAGGGAACAAGCGCGUAAAAGAUCGAAUGCGCCGCGUUAGUUUCGGUUACACUCCGUGCCGUACACCACCACUGCCACGAUGCACAGCAUUUGUGCGUGCUUACAUUUCGAACGAUCUCCCUAAGCUCGACGCUGUUGUGUAUCGAUGUUGCACCUAGGAGACUCCUUCACCGAAGUGCCAGUUUGGCGCAAGGGCCUCCGAUGUUCUUUCCGAGCUGGCUGUUCAUUUGCAAGCGCACACACGACUACGGCUCAGACAAAAGAAUGUUACUCAGA